CACCCCACCCACAAAUUAAACACACCACCCUCAAUAUAUAUCAUCAUCAUCAUCCCCCAAUUCCCAACACCGCGACGUGCUUCCUAUAAAUUAACUCCCCCCGAUCCUCCUCCCAACCAUUCCACACCUUGGCAAUCAUGGGGAAGAAGACGACGACGUCGUCGUCGCCGUCGUGGAGCUCGCUGUUCGGGCUCGGCUGCUUCACCUCCUCCCACAGCGACGGCGGCUCGGCGGCGGCCAAGAACCCGGGGACGCCGCUGCCGGCGCGGCCGUCGUCGUGCAACAGCAACGACGGGGUGGCGGCGGCGGUGAUGCCGUCGCCGGAGGACCUGUCGCAGUCGCUGGCGGGGAGCGGGGUGGAGGCGUUCACGGUGGAGGAGCUGAGGAGGGCGACGCGGGACUUCUCGGUGAGCAACUUCGUGGGCGAGGGGGGGUUCGGGCCGGUGUACAAGGGGUACGUCGACGAGCGGCUCAAGCCCGGCGUGCGCGCGCAGGCCGUCGCCGUCAAGCUGCUCGACCUCGAGGGCUCCCAGGGCCACAAGGAAUGGCUGGCUGAAGUCAUAUUUCUUGGGCAAUUGAGACAUCAUCACCUCGUCAAGCUGAUCGGAUACUGCUACGAGGAUGAGCACAGACUUCUCGUCUACGAGUUCAUGGCUAGGGGCAGCUUGGAGAAGCACCUCUUCAAAAAGUACUCUGCGUCGCUGCCGUGGUCAACACGCUUGAAGAUCGCCAUUGGAGCGGCCAGAGGUUUGGCCUUCCUCCAUGAAGCUGCCAAGCCCGUCAUCUAUCGCGACUUCAAGACCUCCAACAUCCUACUCAACUCGGACUACGAAGCAAAACUUUCGGAUUUCGGACUGGCCAAAGAUGGGCCUCAAGAAGACGAGACACAUGUCUCCACUAGAGUGAUGGGCACACAGGGCUAUGCCGCACCAGAAUACAUCAUGACUGGUCAUCUAACGACAAAGAGCGAUGUGUAUAGCUAUGGUGUGGUGCUGCUGGAGCUACUAACCGGACGGAAAGCCGUGGAUAAGAAGAGACCGCCGCGAGAGCAAAACCUAGUGGAAUGGGCUCGGCCAUGCCUACAUGACUCUCGCCGGCUCAACCGUGUCAUCGACAAAAGCUUGAACGGGCAGUACUCGACUCGAGCCGUACAAAAGGCUGCGGCCAUAGCGUAUCAGUGCUUGAGUGUUAGCCCUAAGUCUCGACCCCGGAUGUCAGCGGUUGUGGAGGCCCUGGAACCACUUCUGGCCAUGGAUGAUGGCAUUGUAGAGCCAUUUGUGUACAUGGCACCACCCGAGAGUAAAUAAAUGAAUCAAUAAUUUGUGUGGAGCAUAUGUACAAACAUGCCAUUCUCCAAUCCUUGCAAUCAAUUUAAAAUAUAGAAAAUUCUCCAUUUGCAUUUAGAAAUUUCAGCAUAUCCCUGUAUGCCUCUGAGUUUUUCUUAAGAGUAAAUUAUAUUGGUGAUACA
Molecule: messenger RNA, 1468 nt
Organism: Oryza sativa Japonica Group (Japanese rice)
Lineage: Eukaryota; Viridiplantae; Streptophyta; Magnoliopsida; Poales; Poaceae
Product: serine/threonine-protein kinase RIPK
Biological process (GO): protein phosphorylation
Molecular function (GO): ATP binding; protein kinase activity
Source: RefSeq, a predicted model, not a curated record